Molecule: messenger RNA, 319 nt
Organism: Staurois parvus
Lineage: Eukaryota; Metazoa; Chordata; Amphibia; Anura; Ranidae
Source: the annotation of a GenBank genome assembly
AUAUAUGUGAAAUGCUUUGAUACAGUAAUGUUAUACUAUGUGAUUUUAGUGAUUUUAGUGAAUGUCACUUUUUGUCAUUUUCAAAUUUCCCGCCGUUUCGUCCUCCGUACGUCCCGAUGCUCGCAGGGGAUGGAAUUCAGAUGACAGAUGCCGGCAUCUGCCGGAUUACAUUGCCGGGGACACUGCAGGAGGGACAUCGCAGGAGCGCAGGACAAGGUAAGUGAUAGAGGGAUCACGGAGCAGCGCCGCAUGGUAAGCCCAAGUGUAGCUCGGGGUUACCGCUUGUGCUACACUCGGGAAUACCGCCAGGGAGGUUAAG